CAGGGUGGUUACCAUGGUGAUGAUGCUCAGCUGAUUGUUGCUGGAGCAUCAUGGGUGGCUGGGUCAGCUGUUUCUCCCAGCCACCAAAACAUUGCUGGGGCUGCUGCCAGACAUGCCUUCCGUGCUCCUCACAGACUCCAUCUCCGUGGAACUGGGCGCUCAAGAACCAUGGCCAAAUGAUGUGAAAUUAUUCCAGCAGUAUGAAGUUGAGCAAAUUCUGUUGCCGGAUAAUGCUAGCUGCUUAGCAGUACAGGCAUUCCUUAAGAUGUGCCAACUCAACUUUUCCUUGGAAAUGAGGGGCAAUGCUGAACACAUGUCUCCCAGUGGUCGGGUGCCAUUCAUCAAGGCUGGGGCAUUUGUGGUGGCCGAGCUUGACCCUAUCGUCGCCUUUGUCGCUAAUAAGGGUGUCACAUUGACAGACGGACUGGACACCACACAGAAGGCAGACAUGCGGGCCUACAUGUCACUUGUCAGCAAUGUCUUGGCAAAUGCUGAGCUGUACAUCUCGUGGCUUGAUCAAGUAACCUAUGAAGAUGUAACAAAGUCACGCUAUGGGUCGGUAUACCCUUGGCCAAUUAACCACAUUCUAACCCACCAGAAACGCACCCAGGUCAUACGACGACUAAAUGUUCUGGGUUGGAAACAAAAAUCAUUGGAAGAGGUGUAUAAUGAAGUGGAACACUGCUGCAGUGCACUUUCUGAGCGUCUGGACAAACAAGACUUCUUCUUCGGUAACAGACCAACUGAGCUAGAUGCUUUAGUGUUCGGACAUCUAUUUACACUCCUAACAACUCCACUUCCUGACAAUCGACUGGCAACCAUUGUACGAUCAUUCGGCAAUUUGGUGAAACUGUGCCAGAUAGUUGAGAGGGACUUCUUUGAGAGGAAUAAUGGAGGAAGCAGCAGUGGCAAUGGUGACGGUGACUAUGACAAACUGGAUGAUCUCAACCAACUUCCUGUGUGAUCACAAAGAUUUAUCAUCUUGUCAUGAUGUCAAGAAUUACCAACAGCCUUUACUUCAAUUUAAGGCUUGCAAAAAUCUGAAAACAGUGAAGUGACAAAAAGAAAAAGUUAUAAAAGAAACAAAACAAUCCACAUAUAAUAGAUGAUAUCUGUUAUUAAAUAACGAUUCUAUUUCACACAUAUUAAAGCUGUGCAAAAACAGGUUCGUAUAAAUGGAAACAAGUUAGUUUCACAAGAAUCAUCGAGCAGUUAGGAUGUAUGGAAUUAAUGUAUAUGCCUAUAUGCAGUUUACAAAUGUAUAUUGAUAACAGAUGCAGAACUUUUAUUGCAAGAAAUUGAAUAAUGAAUCUGUGAUGUCUAGUGGCAUUUAGUGAUAAAGUCGUAUUUUUGAAAAGCUUGUAAAGUUAUUUUGUAUUGUUUGUAAUUAUUGUAAUAUUUUAUGCAUUCUUAAUCAAAAGCAUUUAUGGUAAAAACAUUUAACUUGAUUUUUGCUUAAAAACAAAGAAUAAAUGUGAUCAUCCCAUUUUUGUUUUACAAGUAGACUAAGUGAAACCUGUGCCUCAUGUGUAUAGUCAGGUAUACAUGUUAACCCAGUAGUUGUUGGUUAGUUAGUAGUCAUGCAUAGUGUCACCAAAUUGUAAUGCGCUGUAUUUGUGUUGUUAUUGUAUAUACAAUACAGGAAUAUAUAUCCUGCCAUAAAAUCCAGUGAACAUGUCAUACCAUCUGUAAAUAAUCUGGACAGGUGCUAUCUAUCUUUUACAAUAUAUUUCCGAUAAACAUUAA
This is a messenger RNA of Cherax quadricarinatus, 1746 nucleotides long. Its product is annotated as metaxin-2. NCBI's taxonomy places the organism in Eukaryota, Metazoa, Arthropoda, Malacostraca, Decapoda, Parastacidae. Gene Ontology annotation, cellular component: SAM complex; cytoplasm. The record is from RefSeq and is a predicted model, not a curated record. Gene Ontology annotation, biological process: mitochondrion organization.